Messenger RNA from Neomonachus schauinslandi (Hawaiian monk seal), 1680 nucleotides. RefSeq names its product cAMP-dependent protein kinase inhibitor beta (gene PKIB). The transcript has 5 exons. The record is from RefSeq and is a predicted model, not a curated record. The coding region runs from base 303 to 539 and encodes 78 amino acids. NCBI's taxonomy places the organism in Eukaryota, Metazoa, Chordata, Mammalia, Carnivora, Phocidae. Gene Ontology annotation, biological process: negative regulation of cAMP-dependent protein kinase activity. Gene Ontology annotation, cellular component: cytoplasm; nucleus. Gene Ontology annotation, molecular function: cAMP-dependent protein kinase inhibitor activity.
UCCCCGUGGACUGUAGAGGGGGCAGCGAGCUGGAGCCCGCGUCGCUGUUCUCGGCCACAGGGAGGCUGGGCGAGCCGGAGCGCGAAGACACCUGGCCCAGGCUCGGCGGGAAGCUCUGCGAGCCGCUGGGAUCACAGUAUACUGAAAGGCACUCGAUCAAGAGAACUCUGGGGGAAGCUGGGAACCAUCAAGUUAUUGAGGCCACACAGGGGGCAGAAAGACAGAGGAAAGAAAGUUUAUCAGAAUUUCUUCCUAAACCUCUUAGAAAUAACAGCAUAUUUUAAUCAGAGACUUAUGUUGUUAUGAGGACAGAUCCAUCAGAAAUGACUGAUGUGGAGUCUGUGGUCAAUAAUUUUGCAUCUUCGGCCAGGACCGGCCGCCGGAAUGCUGUGCCAGACAUCCAGGGCUCAGCCGGGACAGGUGGGCCCUCAGAGUUGCCCCUCAAACUGGAGGCCCUCUCCAUGAAGGAAGAUGUAAAAAAGAAAAAUGAAGAAACAACACAAAGGCAAUUGGAAAAGCCAAAGAAAGAAGAAAAAUGAAGGCUCAAAAACUAUCAAAAGUACUGAAUUUCUGUACAUUGGAAGACUUAAUGGCUCUGCUUUCCUGAGAUGUUUGAUCUGGUAGUAACUAUGGUAACAUUGCAGCCCUAAGCAACAUGUGUGUAUUAGACAAUUUUGUUGUAAUGCUACUCACUUGGAAUGCAACCAUUGAUGUCCAAUGUAGGUUAUUAAAAGGCAUAUUACUUCCAAAUUGCACCCAAGGAAAGAAUGUAUGGUCACUUAAAUACAUAUCAUUAUCUAUAAACCCAACAAAAUCCACUGCUCUCUUUUGGAUUUACGUGGCCAGAUGUAUUUUUAAUUCCAUUUUUAUGGUAACAGAUAACCCGUUUCUUGGUAAAUAUAAAGCAAACACUAUUCAUUUAAAACUUUAUGGAAUUUGUAGGACAUUUUUUUUUGAUGGGAAGGAAUAAUAGUCAAAAACAUAUAGAGAAUAUUUAUUUUUAAUCAAAAAUGCACACUUUUCCCCAAACCCUAAAAGGAUUUGGAAAAAUUACAAAAGUUUGACAACCUAAGUAUCUCCAGGAUGUUUUUGUUUGAUUCAUUUUGCUUCUAGUCUAUGCAUACUGUGAUUUUUCAUGUGGACUCUCAGAACACAAAAUUUGUGACGAAUCGUUUAUGUGGAACAUGCCUAUUAAAUGAAUUUUGCUAUCUUCCUUAACUUUGGCGUACGUGUGUGCAUAUGUUUUUCUUUAAUAUGAAUUAUACAAAACACUUUACUAGUUGCUUUAUACUGUCUUUUCUUAUUCUUAGGGCUUUUGUGUCUUGUAACUUGUUUCUAAAAUGAUUUCCUCAGGAAUGCAGACCUUAAUUUUUAUAUCUUUCCUAAAGUAGCUAACAUAACACAUAAAUAUUUAGUGAAUGUUGUAGGUAGAAAUAGCAAAAUACUUGCUUUUAAUAUAUAUUUAAGCAUAUAUUUUAAAAGGAACAAAAACAAAACCAAAGUUUUAGUAAAUUUUGAUUUAUUAGACAUUUUAGGAAAAUAAUAAAAUUCUGAAUUUUUAAAAAAUGGAGUAAUGAAUUUAUUUUCAUUUUCAGAUAUAUAUGCAUGCUCUUAUAUUUUAUUUGAUUGUUGACAUAGGUCAUGUCUGUAUACAGUAAUCAAAUAAACUCUUCACUGUUC